AUGAAUAAGAUGAAAACUUCAGACUUUAGUCCCAUGAGGAAAAGACAGAAAAGAAUGCAAAUUGCAGCUCCUCUGAGCAGCUACAAAAUAGAGUUUAAAGACAUAAUAAUUUUCAUUGUGGAGAGGAAAAUGGGAAUGACCAGGAGAAUGUUCCUGAUGGAUCUAGCAAGAAGAAAAGGCUUCCGAGUAGAAAAUGAGCUAAGUGAUUUGGUCACCCACGUUGUGGCUGAGAAUAAUUCCUGCUCUGAAAUCCUGAAAUGGCUGCAGAAACACAAUGUGGAGGACAGUUCAAGAUUCAGGAUUCUCGAUAUCAGGUGGUUGACAGCCUGCAUGGAAGUGGGAAGACCAGUGGAUUCGGAGAAAUAUCAACUUCCUGAAGAUGAAGAUCGUUCUGUUACUUCAGAUCUUGACAGAGAUUCCAUUUCUGAAUAUGCCUGCCAGAGAAGGACAACUUUAAAGAAUUAUAACCAAAAGUUCACGGAUGCUUUUGAAAUCCUGGCUGAAAACUAUGAAUUCAAUGAAAAUAAAGGGUUUUGCACUGCAUUUAGAAGAGCAGCUUCUGUGCUGAAGUGUCUUCCAUUCACUAUAGUUCAAGUACAUGAUAUCGAGGGAGUGCCCUGGAUGGGAAAACAAGUCAAAGGAAUUAUUGAGGAUAUAAUAGAAGAAGGGGAGAGUUCUAAAGUGAAAGCUGUGCUAGACAAUGAAAACUACAGAUCAGUUAAACUCUUUACUUCUGUUUUUGGAGUUGGACUGAAGACAUCAGACAAAUGGUACAGAAUGGGACUGCGAACUCUGGAAGAAGUAAAACGUGACAAGAACCUAAAAUUGACUAGAAUGCAGAAAGCAGGGUUCUUACACUAUGACGACCUUACUAGCUGUGUAUCUAAAGCAGAAGCAGAUGCAGCAAGUCUGAUCGUUCAAGAUGUAGUGUGGAAAAUUGUACCUAAUGCUAUUGUAACAAUAGCUGGUGGCUUCCGAAGGGGGAAACAGACUGGGCACGAUGUAGACUUUCUGAUUACUGUUCCAGGAUCAAAGCAGGAAGAAGAAGAACUGUUACACACAGUGAUUGACAUUUGGAAGAAACAGGAAUUGCUCUUAUAUUAUGAUCUUAUUGAAUCAACAUUUGAAGAUACAAAGUUGCCAAGCAGAAAGGUUGAUGCUUUAGAUCAUUUUCAGAAGUGCUUUGCAAUUUUAAAAGUGCAUAAGGAAAGAGAGGACAAAGGAAACUCCAUCAGAUCAAAGGCUUUUUCUGAAGAAGAAAUCAAAGAUUGGAAAGCAAUUCGUGUGGAUCUAGUUGUUGUCCCUUUUGAACAAUAUGCAUUUGCUCUAUUAGGGUGGACUGGAUCUACGCAAUUUGAACGUGAUCUGCGGAGAUAUGCCACCCAUGAGAAGAAAAUGAUGUUGGAUAAUCAUGCCUUAUAUGAUAAAACUAAGAAAAUUUUUCUGAAUGCUGCAAGUGAGGAAGAAAUUUUUGCACACCUUGGCUUGGAUUACCUUGAACCCUGGGAAAGAAAUGCCUAA
Messenger RNA from Python bivittatus (Burmese python), 1521 nucleotides. RefSeq names its product DNA nucleotidylexotransferase (gene DNTT). The record is from RefSeq and is a predicted model, not a curated record. NCBI's taxonomy places the organism in Eukaryota, Metazoa, Chordata, Lepidosauria, Squamata, Pythonidae. Gene Ontology annotation, molecular function: DNA nucleotidylexotransferase activity; DNA-directed DNA polymerase activity; DNA binding. Gene Ontology annotation, cellular component: nucleus. Gene Ontology annotation, biological process: double-strand break repair via nonhomologous end joining.